Molecule: messenger RNA, 1114 nt
Organism: Salvia hispanica
Lineage: Eukaryota; Viridiplantae; Streptophyta; Magnoliopsida; Lamiales; Lamiaceae
Product: small ribosomal subunit protein eS4z-like
Biological process (GO): translation
Cellular component (GO): ribosome; cytosolic small ribosomal subunit
Molecular function (GO): RNA binding; structural constituent of ribosome
Source: RefSeq, a predicted model, not a curated record
GUAGCACUUAAGAGCCCACUUAAGAGCAAACGCAAGUAUUGACCUAAUAUUUCCGCAGCUUGAGUUCACCUGAGAGACAGAGAGAGAGAGGAGCAGCAGUAGGUUCUAACUUUCGUCUUCAAUAUGGCUAGAGGUUUGAAGAAACACUUGAAGAGGCUCAAUGCUCCCAGUCAUUGGAUGCUUGACAAGCUUGGUGGUGCUUUUGCCCCCAAACCAUCAUCUGGACCCCACAAAUCCAGGGAAUGCCUCCCAUUGAUUUUGAUCCUCAGGAACAGGCUCAAGUAUGCUCUUACUUACCGUGAGGUUAUUGCUAUUUUGAUGCAACGUCACAUUCAGGUUGAUGGAAAGGUCAGGACUGACAAGACUUAUCCUGCUGGUUUCAUGGAUGUUGUGUCUAUUCCAAAGACCAAUGAGAAUUUCCGUCUUCUCUACGACACCAAGGGCCGCUUCAGACUUCACUCUAUUCGUGACGAGGAGGCUAAGUUCAAGAUGUGCAAGGUUCGUUCAGUUCAGUUCGGAAAGAAGGGCAUUCCUUACAUCAACACUUUUGAUGGAAGGACCAUUCGCUACCCAGACCCUCUUAUCAAGGCCAACGACACCAUCAAGCUGGACCUUGAGAACAACAAGAUUGUCGAUUUCAUCAAGUAUGAUGUGGGCAAUGUUGUCAUGGUGACUGGUGGUAGGAACAGAGGACGUGUUGGUGUGAUCAAGAACCGUGAGAAGCAUAAGGGAAGCUUCGAGACUCUUCACAUUCAGGAUGCUACCGGCCAUGAGUUUGCAACCAGAUCAGGUAAUGUGUUCACAAUCGGGAAAGGUACAAAGCCGUGGAUAUCUCUUCCAAAGGGUAAAGGUAUUAAGUUGACCAUUAUUGAGGAGGCAAGGAAGAGGCUUCAGGCUCAGGCUGCUACAGCUUAGUUGUUUAAAUUGUUUUGGAAGUUGUACGAUGAGAUGAUCAUUGUGCUAUUAUAGGAUGUUUUGUUGCAAACUUAUGUGUUUUCCAACCUUAAAUUUUGACAAUUUUGAUAACGUUGGCUAUUCUGUUUCUCAUUUCUCUGUUGGAUAAUCUUGUAUUUGGGUAUUUGCUGACGAUUUUUAUAAAGUUUGAUUUCUUUCA